AUGUCUGACAUUCAAGAAGCUGCUAACCAACUCCUGGAUGUGAACCUUCAUGAGGACGAGAGCUCUAUACAAGUGACAGACAAUGGCCUCAGAAGUGAGUCUGAGCAACUCCAAGUCAUUAUUGGAGCCACUGUACCUACUGGCUUUGAGCAAACAGCUGCAGAUGAAGUGCAAGAGAAAUUGGGGUCAUCAUGCAAAAUCAGCAAAGACCGGGGAAAGAUAUAUUUUGAUGUUUCAGUGGAAAGGCUGGCUCAGGUUCAUUGUCUGAGAUCAGUUGAUAACUUAUUUGUAGUUGUUCAGGAGUUUAAAGAUUACCAGUUCCAAAAAACAAAGGAAGAAGUUCUACAGGAUUUUGAAGACUUGGCUGGAAAACUCCCAUGGUCAGACCCUUUAAAAGUAUGGAAAAUUAACACCAGUUUUAAGAAAAAAAAAACAAAGCGCAAAAAGAUAAAUCAAAAUUCAAGUAAAGAGAAGAUUGAUAAUGGACAAGCAGACAAAACAGAUGAGAGAGAUAUUAAAAAAGAGUUCACUAACAAUACUUUAGAUUCACAAAUCUUAGACUACUAUGAAAAUCCAGCCAUCAAAGAGGAGAUAUCAACGUUAGUAAGUGAUGAUUUGGCAUCUUGCAGAGGUGACACUGAUGAAAUCUCAAAAGAAGAAACUGAGCCCCAAGUGCUGAAGUUUAGAGUCACAUGCAACAGGGCAGGAGAGAAACAUUGCUUCACCUCAAAUGAGGCCGCAAGAAAUUUUGGGGGUGCUGUUCAAGAUUAUUUUAAGUGGAAGGCUGACAUGACCAACUUUGAUGUUGAGGUUCUUUUAAAUAUCCAUGAUAAUGAAGUCAUCGUGGGCAUUGCAUUGACUGAAGAGAGUCUUCAUCGAAGAAAUGUUACACAUUUUGGACCUACAACUCUUAGAUCAACUCUUGCCUAUGGGAUGCUCAGCAAACCAUCCUGGGGCUUGCCCAUAGAUGCUAUUCAAUGGGAUAUCUGCAAUCUGCCAUUGAGAACAGGCUCCGUGGAUAUUAUUGUAACGGAUAUGCCAUUUGGAAAAAGGAUGGGGUCUAAGAAGAGAAACUGGAACCUUUAUCCAGCUUGCCUGCGGGAGAUGAGCCGUGUCUGUAGACCCGGGACAGGCCGAGCUGUACUACUCACUCAGGACAAGAAAUGCUUUACCAAGGCAUUAUCUGGAAUGGGACGUGUGUGGCGCAAAGUGCAUACAGUCUGGAUAAACAUCGGGGGUCUUCAUGCUGCAGUUUAUCUUCUGAAAUGUACACCGCAAACUUUUGUUCAUCCUUCACAAGAUGGAGAAAAACUCCUUGGUAAUGCAAAGAAUGAAGAUGAUUAAUAGUAUUUGCAUUUCCCAACACGGAAACAUCAGCAUGAAGAACUUGCUUUUAGAGGAAAAUAGUAUUAACAAACGUUCAGCCUGCACUGUUUAAACCAGUCCAGAGUUCUUCACCCUGGUUAGCAAAAGGCAUGAAUGUAAUUGGAAUUGGAAAAAGUCUUGAGAGCUUUUCCUUGGAGCUGUUUUGAAGGGGUAGCUGAGCAAUUAGUAUUUUUUUUUUAAAUGCUUAUGCUUUAAAGAUGCCUCGCGAAAAGCCUAUUAAA
This is a messenger RNA of Cynocephalus volans (Philippine flying lemur), 1607 nucleotides long. RefSeq names its product tRNA (guanine(6)-N2)-methyltransferase THUMP3-like. Gene Ontology annotation, biological process: tRNA methylation. Gene Ontology annotation, molecular function: RNA binding; tRNA (guanine) methyltransferase activity. Bases 1 to 1344 code for a protein of 447 amino acids. The transcript has a single exon. NCBI's taxonomy places the organism in Eukaryota, Metazoa, Chordata, Mammalia, Dermoptera, Cynocephalidae. The record is from RefSeq and is a predicted model, not a curated record.